AGCCGGAGGACUGGGAAGGUUUUCAAGAGCAACAGAAGAUGACUAAAAAGGCAAUACGCAGAGAAAAAAAUGAGGGGUUGGAGUCGAAGAAUCAGAGUGCUUUCUUUGAAAAUUGUCUUGAUGUGUCCAUCCAAGCGUCAACUGGAGGAAAAAUACAAGUAUCUCUUCAAACAAGUAGCUGAACCCACAGAUUUAUGUGACCAACGAAGCCUGAGCCUUUUGCUUCACAAUGCAGUCCAGAUCCCUCGGCAGCUCGGUGAGGUACCUUCAUUUGGAGGCAGAAACAUUGAACCAAGUGUCUGCAGUUGCUUCCAACAUGUAAGUGUGCUCUGCGCCAAUUCAAUAGAGAUUGAUAUUAAACACUUUGUAGAGUGGAUGAGAUUGGAGCCUCGAUCCAUGGUCUGGCUGCCUGUUCUACACCAUGUGGCAGCUGCUGAAACUGCAAAACAUCAGGCGAAGUGUAACAUCUGCAAAGAGUACCCAUUCGUAGGUUUCAGGUACCGCAGCCUCAAACACUUGAAUUAUGACAUGUGCCGAAGCUGUUUCUUUUCGGGGCGCACGUCAAAGGGGCACAAGUUACAUUACCCAGUGGUGGAGAACUGCACUCCAACAACAUCAGGUGAAGAUGUGCGUGAUUUCACCAAGGUGCUGAAAAAUAACUUCAGAUCAAAGAAAUACUUUGCCAAACAUCCUCGCUUGGGUUAUUUACCACUACAAACAGUCCUAGAAGACAAGGAAAUAUUGGUGAUGCAAUGAAGAGUUUGAUGAUAAAAUAUAAUUACUGUUACGGUUUCCUCUUGGACGAAAUAUUCUCAUCAAAUUGACUGGUCAAGGAAAUGGGACACUGACUGUGAGUACUUUGAGUGUUUAAGUGAUUCCUAAAAUGAAAAUUAUGACCUUGAUUUCUCUUGCAUGCAGAUAUGAAGAGACUAUUUUAAAAAUCCUCUCGGUUCGUGGUUCAGGCAUAAAGGUGUCACUUGUAUAUUUAUGUAUAUACAUGUACAUGUGUAAUCUGAAAAGAAAAUGACGAUAAAUCACUUGUUACAAGGUGAGAAUGAGUUAUCCAGAUAGUAAGAACUGCCAAAGUUGGUGUCUGAGAUAACACAUUGUGGAGCUGGGGGAAUGCAGGCAGCAUCAGAGGCUCAAGAAAGUUGAUGUUUUGGGUCAGGACCUUUCCUCCAAAAUGGAGGGUGGACGGGAGCUCAGAAACAA
Molecule: messenger RNA, 1212 nt
Organism: Stegostoma tigrinum
Lineage: Eukaryota; Metazoa; Chordata; Chondrichthyes; Orectolobiformes; Stegostomatidae
Product: utrophin-like
Exons: 7
Coding region: 70-756 (228 amino acids)
Biological process (GO): synaptic signaling
Cellular component (GO): plasma membrane
Molecular function (GO): zinc ion binding
Source: RefSeq, a predicted model, not a curated record